AUGGCUUUCGACAACGUUUCCGAGAUGCAGGCCGCUCUGCCUUCCUCGGACAGUGGCCAGAAGGCUAUUCCUGUCGACGUCAACGGCGAGGAGUGGUCGAAGCCGCUCGAUUACAACUACGAUGAGCUCGCUCAGCAGGGCCCCAUCGAGUCUACUAACUGGGAGGGCAACGCCGCCAUCUACGAGUGGGACGAUGAGUAUGGCGAAGUUGGUCCUAAGCACGAGGAGCUUGAGUUCAUGCUCUUCGGUGACCCCAAGGACCGUCGCGACCACACUGGCCUGGACUUCACGGCCAUCUCUGAGGUCAAAGUCACUCAGCAGGGCGACAUCCACGUCAAGCACAUCGACUCUUACAAGGAUGCCGGUCUUCAUCCUGUUAUGCGUGAGAACAUCGAGCUGGCUGGGUACGAUGCCCCCACUCCGAUCCAGAAGUACACCAUUCCCGCCAUUCACAUGGGGCUUGAUGUUGUUGCUGUUGCGCAGACUGGAUCUGGCAAGACCGCUGCCUAUUUGAUUCCCAUCCUGAACAAGCUCAUGGGAAAGGCGAAGAAGUUGGCGGCUCCCCGUCCCAACCCUUCCAAGGUCCAGCUUGGUGAGCAGUCAGUCCGUGCAGAGCCUCUGGUUGUUGUCGUUUGCCCCACCCGUGAGCUGGCCAUCCAGAUCUUCAACGAGGCUCGCAAGUUCUGCUACCGAACCAUGCUUCGCCCUUGUGUCGCUUACGGCGGUGGACCUAUUCGCGACCAGAUUCAGCAGCUCGGAAAGGGCUGUGACAUUCUUAUCGCGUCUCCUGGUCGUCUCUGCGACUUCAUCCAGCGCCCGGAUGUUCUUUCUCUCAAGCGUCUGCGCUACAUGGUCUUCGACGAGGCCGACGAGAUGCUUCACGACGACUGGCGUGAGGAGUUCGACGUCAUCAUGACCGGUGGUGAGCAGCAAGAAGGCAACAUCAAGUACAUGCUCUUCUCCGCGACCUUCCCCAAGGCGCUUCGUGAUCUUGCCAAGGAGCACCUGGCUCUGUCCAGUGUUCGUAUCAAUGUCGGUCGCAUUGGCAGCACCCACACGAACAUCCUCCAGCGCGUCUUCGAGGUUGCGCCCUUCGACAAGAAGAGCAUGCUCAAGGAGCAGAUCAACUCCCUCGCUGCUUGCCGUACCAUCAUCUUCGUGAACAGCAAGCGCACUGCUGAUGAGUUGGAUGACUUCCUCUUCAACAUGGGCUUUCCCUGCACCUCUAUGCACAGCGACCGCACUCAGCUGGAGCGUGAGGCUUCCAUGCGCGCUUUCCGUGCCGGCAAGGCCCCUAUCCUCAUCGCCACUGGCAUCAGCGCCCGCGGCAUUGACGUGAAGAACGUGAAGCACGUCAUCAACUACGACCUGCCCAGCAUGGACCACGGCGGCAUUGAGGAGUACACUCACCGCAUCGGUCGCACCGGUCGCAUGGGCCAGCGUGGUGUCGCGACGUCUUUCUACACUGAGCGUGAUGAGCCCAUCGCCAGUGUCCUGGUUCGCACGCUGAUGGAGACUAAGCAGGAGGUUCCCGAGUUCCUCCAGCCCUUCAUGCCCACUGGCAAGGGCUUGGAGAAUCUCAAGUUUGAGACCGAGUCGGAUUUUGACCCUGAGGAGGCCGGCAUUGCCCACUUGGGCGGCAUGGGCGGCGGUGAGGACUGGGGCGGUGACGGAGGCGAUGGUGGCGACGGUGGUGACGCUGGAGGCUGGGGCGCUCCUUCUGGCGACGACGCUGGCAACAACGCUGGCAACGACACCAAUGAGCCUGUACAGGCCACCAACUGGGGCAACACUGGCGGCGGCGGCGGCGGUGGUGAUGCAUGGUAA
Messenger RNA from Colletotrichum karsti, 1827 nucleotides. Its product is annotated as DEAD/DEAH box helicase. Gene Ontology annotation, cellular component: nucleus. The transcript has 5 exons. The record is from RefSeq and is a predicted model, not a curated record. The coding region runs from base 1 to 1827 and encodes 608 amino acids. Gene Ontology annotation, molecular function: ATP binding; RNA binding; RNA helicase activity. NCBI's taxonomy places the organism in Eukaryota, Fungi, Ascomycota, Sordariomycetes, Glomerellales, Glomerellaceae.